Alosa alosa (allis shad) is the source of this 1299-nucleotide messenger RNA. It is a transcript of the gene ift20, whose product is annotated as intraflagellar transport 20 homolog (Chlamydomonas). NCBI's taxonomy places the organism in Eukaryota, Metazoa, Chordata, Actinopteri, Clupeiformes, Clupeidae. Gene Ontology annotation, biological process: protein localization to cilium; centrosome localization; intraciliary transport. The coding region runs from base 129 to 527 and encodes 132 amino acids. The transcript has 5 exons. Gene Ontology annotation, cellular component: Golgi apparatus; cilium; centrosome. The record is from RefSeq and is a predicted model, not a curated record.
CCUUAGCAGCAUUUGCAGCUGAAGUGGAGGACUUUGUUGAACAGAUUCCAGAGUGCCACAUACUCAAGUCAAAUAUAAAGAAUCUAACGUUCUAUCAGAUUACCCAGAGUGGGUUAAGGCCUAAGGCCAUGGCUAAAGAUCCACUGGAAGAAGCAGGCCUUCAUUUUGAUGAACUUAAUAAACUAAGAGUGUUGGAACCGGAGGUGAGCCAGCAGACCACCGAACUCAAGGAGGAAUGCAAGGAUUUUGUCGACAAAAUUGGACAGUUCCAGAAAACAGUCGGUGGUCUAAUAGAAUUGGUUGAUGAACUUUCCAAGGAGACUGAGACAGAGAAGAUGAAGGCUAUUGGGGCCAGAAACUUGUUGAAAUCUGUGGCUAAGCAGCGAGAGGCCCAGCAGCAGCAACUUCAGGCUCUAAUUGCUGAGAAGAAGAUGCAGCUUGAGAGGUACCGGAUUGAAUAUGAGGCAUUGUGUAAAGUUGAAGCGGAACAGAAUGAGUUCAUAGACCAGUUUAUUCUGCAGAAGUGACCAGACCAUGGAGGUUCUAUGGAUUCCAGGGUUCCACUUUAAUUUUGUCUUUGUUUUGUGUUUUAUUCUUAAUUUGUGGACGGCAAGCCCAGCGAAACUUGAAUACCAAGAGGCCUCAGACAGAAAAGUAUUCAGUUCUGUCUUAUCUACAGCUAGUAGAUCAGUUAUCAAAACUUACACAUUAGAAAUCUCAACUCCCCUUCUCCCCAUGUUAUCAAACAUUGAGUGCUUGAGCAUAGCAGGGAUUCCACUAGUGACAUAUUUGCCCCAUUAUGUAUCAGAGAGGCAAAUAUAAAUCUUAUAAUAAAUACUAUUUAUAUAUAGAGGAAUUUAUUUAUACUAUUUAUACUGAGGGGUUAUGAUGUAAAGCGCACAUUGUUUUUUACCACUGAGGAAAAUAAUACAAACUACAGUAUUUGCAUGUUGCUGUUAAUAAUUUUUUGAAAUUCAAAACCUUUAUGGAAUACAGUUUUCCUCAUUAUAAUGUGUACUUUCUAAUCCCCAAUGUAAGAGAUUCCAUUAUAACUCCAGUACAUUUCAUCAUACUGUUUGUUUUACUCAUGGGACCACACCAAAAACAUUGCUCUCAGGAGGGACAUUUAAAGUUCAGGAAAGUUUACAAACAUUCAAAUUUGCAACCAUUUUUUGCUUUUGUUUAUUGCAUAAAUAGUAAUUGUACAAAAAUUACAAAUCCCCUCUGUCUUAUGUGUAAUGACAUGUAGACACAUUUCACAUUAUAGUGAAAUAUACUUGAAUAAAUCUUUUGCAGAUU